UCAUUGGCUCCGCUCAUCGUGCUAAUAGUGAGCUCCCCGAACGCACCCCAAGCGUGCUGACGUGCUCUCCUGUUCCUGUGCUCUCCUGUGCUCUCCGACUCCGAGCACAGUCCAACCUUAGCGCUGUGUUAAUAGCGUCUCCCCGAACCCAGUCAAAAUAACAAGCUGCAUUCUUGUUGAUUCGUGUGAUGGCUCUUAGAAUCGGAACGUGCGUUUCAUCCCGGUAGAGAAAAUAAUCAUUACCGCAAGUUAUAUUUCGAUAUAUGUAAUAUGGAGAUCGUUAAUGGUAAACAAAGAGGAACUUUUAUUUACGUAUAUGACGGAUAUACGUAUAAUAUUGAUAAACGAAUAAAGAACACAUAUAGAUGUUCAAGCCGUCGUACAACAGGAUGCCCUGGUAUGGUAAAAAUAAUUGAUGACCAAGUUCAUGUGCAAACUCAACAUGGACAUCCGCCAGAUACUAUAAAGUUGGAAAAAUUAAAAGUGCAGAGUGAAAUGUUACGUUUAUCACGUGAAUCGCUUCUGCCACCGAAGAAAAUUUUUGAUGACGUUUGUCGAAUUUAUGUUACCAACAAUCUUGCAGCAACUAAUUUAGAAAAACUCCAAACAAAGUGAAACAGCAUUAUGUCUGUUAGGCUGAACUCAUAUGAAUUCUGUUUUAACAAUGAAAUCCAAAUGUAGCUGCACAUAUGUCGUAUAGCUCUAUGAAAAGUAUAAUGGCUCGAGAACGAAUGAAACAAAGACCUCUUAUAUCACAGACUUUUGAAGCCUUACAUACUGAUUUAAUGAAGUAUGAAUGGAUUAAAAAUAUUAAUAAAGGAAGUGUAAUUGCACAAGAUGGCAACAGGGCUGUUAUAUUUUCAAGUGAUAGACUUCUUGAAAUAAUUCAACAAGCUAGGGAAAUUUUUAUUGAUGGAACUUUUUCGGUUGUUCCCCGUUAUUCACAUAUGGAUCAACUAUAUACCAUUCACACUCGUUAUAUGAAUAAAGCAGUUGGAACUGUGUUCUGUUUAUGUGAAGCACGUACCAGUGCACUAUAUGAAUCAAUAUGGUUAAAAAUAUUAGAGCUAGCUCCAGGACUAAAAACUAAUGUUAAAUUUAUUAUGAGCGAUUACGAAGCAGAAGCUAUGAAAGUUAUGGAAAAACUUUUUCCAAAUGCAAAUAUUCAUGGUUGUUGGUUUCAUUAUAAUCAAGCAGUAUUACGUAAGUGGAAUUGCUUGGGCUUAACAAAUACUUCAAAUACACUGUUGUCUAUGACAAUGACGCUUCCACUAUUGCCGGAAGAAUAUUUCAUGCAGGCAUUAAAAAUAUUGCAUAAUUAUUGUGAUGCUACACAUUCUAAAUAUGAAGAGUUAUUGGAUUUUCUAACAUAUAUUGAAAAAACCUGGUUACCGAAAGCAUCAAAAGUCAGCGUAUAUAACUGUCCUGUAAGAACAAACAAUUUAGUGGAAAACUUCCAUAUUAUGAUAAGACGGAAGCUGGGUAAUUCUCAUCAAAAUUUAUGGAUUUUCUUAGAUAAACUGACAAAGUUAAUUCUAGAUCAAGAAAUUCAUUUUGGACGUCUACAAAAUAAUGAAAGUUUAACAUUUGUGCAAUUACGCAAAAAUAAAGAGCGUGACUUAAAAAUUGUUCAAGCACAAACAGCUUUAAUUGUAGGAAGAUUGAAUCUUGAACAAUUUUUACAAAUGUUUACUGGAACAUACAAAAAUGUUUGUCUUUAUACAAAUAUGCAAGAAGAAGAAAAUAUACCAAAUAUAUCUUUGGAAAAUGAAAAUCAAGAGAAUUAUAAAAAAGAGACACAAGUUAUUGCAAAUCAAGAUAAUGCAAUAAAUAUACAACAAAAUGUUUGCCUUUUUGUAAAUAUGCAAGAAGAAGAAAAUAUACCAAAUAUCUCUUUGAAAAAUGAAAAUCAAGAGAAUUAUGAAAAAGAGACACAAGUUAUUGUAAAUCUAGAUAAUGCAAUAAACAUGCAAUGACCUCUAGUUGUAUUAUCAUGAUUAAAACGUAAAGACUAUGAAAACUAUACAAUAAACAAUGAUCGAAAACAAUUGGUUUUUAUUGAAAAUAUUCCGUCAAAAAUUACACGAAGACGGAAAACAAAAGUAGACAAAGAUUGCAGCUGUUGCAAUUAAAUAAUAGAAUUUAGAUAUAUGUUACAUUUUAGUAAGUAAACCUUAAGACUCGAAGAAAUGGUUUUCUUCGUUACUUGAUACAGAAAAUAUGAGCUAAAGUGAAAAUUAAAAAACUACCUUUUAAUAGUCAUACUAAUUAUGAAAAUUACUUUUUGCAAUAUUGUGUUUUUCUAAACCCUACAGAAAAAAAGCAACAUUUUAAAACUUACAGAAAAUGCAAAUACAAUUGUUAUAGUUACAUAUUACUCGUUUACAUAUAUUAAGAAUUCAAAAGAUGCAAACUUGUUUAUAGUAUAUAUACUUUGUAAACUGCUGAAAUUUCUCCUUUGCAAAUCGGACAUUUUUUAACAUUAUUGCUUUCCUGUAUAAUAUGAUUCGCAUAACUUCACAACAGAUGUGAUCGCACUGUAUAAAAACUAUUCGAUUCUACAUUAAUGCAAGCAAUGCACAUACGCUCAAA
This is a messenger RNA of Monomorium pharaonis (pharaoh ant), 2592 nucleotides long. RefSeq lists its product as uncharacterized. Lineage: Eukaryota; Metazoa; Arthropoda; Insecta; Hymenoptera; Formicidae. Bases 690 to 1976 code for a protein of 428 amino acids. The transcript has 11 exons. The record is from RefSeq and is a predicted model, not a curated record.